Molecule: messenger RNA, 1472 nt
Organism: Caenorhabditis elegans
Lineage: Eukaryota; Metazoa; Nematoda; Chromadorea; Rhabditida; Rhabditidae
Gene: ZK632.11
Exons: 8
Coding region: 4-1365 (453 amino acids)
Source: RefSeq, marked reviewed
AUAAUGUCCGAUAUUGAGAUUAUUGAAGAAAUUCAACCAGUUUCGUUGAAGCGGAAGCAGCCGAGUACUUCUUUCAAUGGAAAAAGAAAAAGAACUUCUUCUGGGCUUAUAGAAAAAAGCGAAACAAUGAAAGGAACGGAAACAGAGUUUGAGAAGUUCGUCAUUGAUCGCACCAUCACUCCACAAAGAAAAUUGAAUGCAGAAGAUGUAGAAAAAAGUGGAGAAGAUAUAGGGUCGAGCGAGUGGCGUAAACGCCUUGAAUGCACUCUUCUCGGAAGCGUUUCGACCCCAGUAACUGUGAAGAAGGAGAAUAACAUUAGAAAGAAAAUAUCUUGUUUCAAUUGUGAUGGCGAACACAACCUGAGAGAUUGUACUCAGCGGAAAGAUUUCAGACGAAUUUCAAGGAAAAAGAGGGAAUCUGGUGAUGGAAGGCAAAGAGUUUUCUAUAAUGACGUUGGAAUAUCAAAACAAAGAGAGAAACAUUUCAAACCUGGUGUGAUCAGCGAUAGAUUAAGAGCCGCUCUUGGAUUGCGUGGGAAUGAUAUUCCGGAGCACAUUUAUCGAAUGAGAAGACUUGGGUUAAUCGAUGGAUAUCCGCCAGGCUGGUUGAGAAAAUCAAUCAAAUCCACCGAUCAAUUGAAAUUCUUCGACUCGACAUCCAAAGAAGAUGAUGAAAUGUCAGUGAAGCCUCCUGAAUUAGAUACAUCGAAAAUUGUAUGGUAUCCAGGAUUCAAUGGAGAACAAUCUUCUCUAAAUGAUCGUGAAGACUUCAAGAUUCCACCAAGAGAUGUAUUUUGCUCAGUUUAUCAAGAUGAAUUGCUGAAAAUAUUCAAGAAAAGUGAAAAAGCGGAGAAACGAAGAGCCAAAUCAACUCCGAAACAUAAAAAGUUCGCUAAUGAAGAUGAUGAUGAUGUUAUAGUAAUCACAAGUGAUGAAAUCAAAAUUGACAAGUUCAAUACUCCGGGAGAAGAAGAUUCCAUUAUAAUACUCGACGGCUCUGCUUCAACAGAAGAAAAACACCUUUUGACUCCGAUUCGAAAAGAUGUAAAACUAGGAGAAUCGAUGUUUGAAUUAAUCGGAACUCCAGUGUUUGGUAGCUCUCUUCUUACUCCUGUUGCUCCACUUGAAGCGUUUGCCGUCGGAAUUCAACCAUUUGAAGCAAGAGAAGAACUUACUGGAUGCAAGGGAAACUUCAGAAAUCUCAUGGACAAAUUGAAAGAAAUCCGCGAAAAUAACUUCGUUCCGGAGCCUGAAGAAGAAGUUAUUUUGGUUUCAACGAAUGAAAUUUCGUCGUCGAAUAACUCUGGAACUGCUAAGAACAAAAAUAAUCAGAACAGGAAAAGAAAUAGAAGACAUGCUAAAUGAAUUGGCUUUUUGAAAAAUCCUUUUGUUGAAUUAUUGUUGUUGCUUAAAAUUGUUGUUGUUGUUCCAUAUUUUUACGCAAAACUACCAUGAUAAAACCUUUUUUCUUG